Molecule: messenger RNA, 3995 nt
Organism: Lytechinus pictus (painted urchin)
Lineage: Eukaryota; Metazoa; Echinodermata; Echinoidea; Temnopleuroida; Toxopneustidae
Product: 2,4-dienoyl-CoA reductase [(3E)-enoyl-CoA-producing], mitochondrial-like
Exons: 7
Coding region: 180-1205 (341 amino acids)
Biological process (GO): fatty acid beta-oxidation
Cellular component (GO): mitochondrion
Molecular function (GO): 2,4-dienoyl-CoA reductase (NADPH) activity
Source: RefSeq, a predicted model, not a curated record
GCAUCAUAAAAGAUGGGCGACACGAAAGACGGUCCUUGGAAGGACCCUUUCGUGCAAUCGGCCCCAGAGCCCCUGCCCCUUCAAGCACGUGAACGGCAUGCAUAACUCCCCGGAUGCGACCUACUUCAUUUCACCACCUGCACCGUCGUCGUCAAAGAUAAGCAGAUACUAGUCUAGGAAUGUUGUCGUUUGUGACGAAAAAUAUCACAAGUGGAAGAUGUUGCAGCAUCGUUUGGUCUUCUCGUUCUAGCCAGCGGUCUGUGAGAUGUCUUUCAGGAACUCCAAAUUACUCCAGCAGCAAUCCUUCAGAGAAGUAUGAUAACCUGAAAGCUGUAAAGACACCAAUGCUACCUCCUAAUACCUAUAAGGGCAAGACGGCCUUUGUGACUGGAGGUGGAACAGGACUUGGAAAAGCCAUGACCAAAAUGUUAUCUCAACUUGGAGCUGAGGUUGCUAUUGUCAGCAGAUCUGCAGAUGUUCUGAAGAGUACAUCGGAAGAGAUCUCCGCUGAGACUGGAAACCCUGUUCAUCCAAUCCCUGCUAAUAUCAGAGAUCCUGAGGCAGUUAAAGCCUCCGUAGAUCAAUUUGUAGAGAUCUGUGGAGGUCUACCGGAUGUCGUCAUCAAUAAUGCUGCUGCUAACUUCGUAGCUCCCUCUGAACGGCUCUCACCCAAUGCAUGGAAGACAAUAGUUGAUGUGGUAUUAAAUGGAACUACGUAUGCCACCCUGGAGAUAGGAAAAAGACUAAUAGAGCAAGAGAAAGGUGCCAAUUUCUUGACAAUCAGCACAACAUACGCAGCCCUAGGUUCUCCUUUUGUUACUCCUAGUGCCGCUGCAAAGAGUGGACUUGAAAACGUUACCAGAAGUUUAGCAGUGGAAUGGGGUCGUUAUGGAAUGAGGUUUAACUGCAUUGCACCUGGAGGAAUCUACACAAAGGGUGCCUUCGAUAGACUGGAUCCUACUGGUCAGUUCGCUCAGAAGCUUGCCGAAUCUACCCCUACUGGUCGGAUGGGAGUACAAGAAGAGAUAGCUAACCUUGCUUGUUAUCUAUGCAGUGACUAUUCAAGCUGGUUUAAUGGAGAAGUGUUUAGUUUUGAUGGUGGCCAGACACUGCAGGCUUCAGGAAUGUUUAGUGGUUACCUUCAGCUCACCAAGGAACACUGGGAUCUAGCAGAAUCAUUGAUUAGGAAAACCAAAGGCUCAUAGUAACAACCGAUCACAUGACAGUCAUGUGACUGUCACAUGACCAGUCUAUACACUGCUGAAGAACUUUUAUACAUGUAUAAGUUCAGCCAUGAAAGAUGUUCCAUCAACACCAACUUCAAUAUCCUUCAUUAAAACAUGCUAGUAAUGAAAAAAAAAACAGGAAUAGUUGUCAUCUGAGUCCACUGUAAGAAAGGCUAUUGCUACAUAUGAUUACAAAGUAAAAAUUUGACAACCUGUGAUUAUGAAUGUGGUAAAAAUUUUGUUUGAAUGGAACUUAUUCAUCAUUUAUACUUGAUUACCCUUGUUUCAUGAACUACAUGUGUUGGUCCAUAAGUUUUCUAAAACAUGUAAUCAGCUCGAUAUUUCUUUAUUUGAUAAAGAUAGAAAGAGUUAAAUGAUUGCAUUUGUGUGAAGGUGAUUCACUAAACCUUAGCAUGGUAUCAAUCAUGCAAUCAAAACUCAUCAGUAUAAAUUUUGCAUUAGUAUCAUAACAAUGGUCUUGAAUAUUGUACAUGAGUUCCAUUGUAUUAUUGAUUUAUCCUCAAACUGGCCAUGGAGGAUAGUACUCCAAAAGGACUAAUUUUAUUAUCUAAAUUUCAAUGUGAAUUUUACAUUAUGAUAUUCUACUCUGAAAUGAUUUGUUGAACAAAAGUAGGUAAAACAGGGUCAGUAAACGGUAAAUUGCCAACUCGUCCAGUCACCACAUGGUCUACCUUCAUUAAUGCCAUUCUGUCCAACAUUUUGUUAACAACUAUUUGGUCCAAUCAUCACUUCGUCCAAUCACCAGUUCAUCUAUGACCAUUUCGUCUCAUUUUCAUUUUUGUUUUCAUUUCAUUUAUUUUCCACAAGUCAAUCAAAAUACAAAGCAUAACUCAAUCUGAAAUAGUAUUAAAGAUUACAAAAUUGAAUAUAAAAGAAAUACAAUCUUGAGUGUUACAUUUAAAGUGGAUGGACCUAAAGUAAAGCAAGAGCUUGUUGUGAAUAGGCCCUUAACAACUAAAUACACAAUCAUUGACAACUGGGAAUAAAAUAUAGUAGAGCAAAGCUCGGAGAAAGUAACAGAACUGCACAAGGACACAACAAAAGUGGAACAAAAAACUGGGACACACAGGUUACGAGACAAUUCAAAGAAGAGAAGAAAAAACACAGAAGACCCAUCUAUUAUUGCCAUUCAAGUUUAAAAUGAUCAGAGGGGAAAAUUGAUGUUUUGACGUAUGCCAUGAACAACAUAGUUGCAAGGGCAUCUGCAGAUGUUCAUAUAAAUACCUGUAAUUUGUUUGCAUGACAGAUGGACGGACAGAGUGAGUGAUGGAAGAGAGAGACCGGCAGACAAGGGUAAAUAAAAAUAGAUUGUGUUACAAAACUAUUUUCUACACAUGGUUUCUAUGGGUUACAAUACAGACUCAAUUGAUCUUUUUAUCUCACAAUCAAGGGAAUUCCAAUAUUUGGGACCUGAAUAAAUAACAGUACUGUGGGUCAGUUUUGUUCUAGUUUUCAGAAGAUGAAACAAAAAUGCUUGAUGUGUUUGAUAAUUAUGCAAUUGGUUGUUUUUAAUGAAUAAAUAACUAAGUGCCAGAGGCAGGUCAUUAUUGUUCAAUUGAAACAUAAGGACCCCAAUUGCCAAUUGAAAUUAUCAGAGACUUAAAACAAUUUUCUCCAAGAAGAGGGGACCUGUAUGAGACCGUGGAUGGGCAUUACAAAUGAUACGAAUUGCUCUCUUUUGUAUAACAAAAAUGUCAUCAAGUUGAAGCUUCAUAGAAUUCACCCAGGCAAGAAUCCCACAGUUUAAAUAUAGGAGUAAUAAAGUAGAAUAUAACAUAUACAUAAUGUGGUCUCAUAACCAGUUGGUCUGAUAUUCUUAUAUUAUUAUUUUCAUUCAUUUUGCCCAAUUAACACUGAGUCUGAUUAGACCAAAUGGUAUAUGGACUAAAUGGCUAUUGGACCAACUGGUUAUUAGACAAAAUGGUAAGAGGACGAAAUGGCAAUUCGACCAUGUGGAUAUUGGACCAACUGAUGGUAGACCAAAUGAUAGUAGAUGAGUUGGCAAUUGGACGAAUUGGCAUUGGACCAAAUGAAAAUAAACCAUCAAAACUCAGGGAUUUAGAAGAUCUGUGAUUUGAUGAAGUUGCAUUUCAAAGGAGUACAGUGAAAGUAUUGACAGGGCAACUUGAUGGGAGAAGGGGGGGGGGGCAACAUAAAAUACAGAAGUUAUAUAUAGGUACCUUUCAACAUUGCCACCCUCUUCAUUUGCUGGUUAAAUUGUUUUUUUCUAUUUGGUUCACCCCUCCACCUCCUACAGUACAGCCCUGGAUUAUAAAUCUUUUAGUAAAGCAAUGUAUAAUACAUGUAUAUUAUAAACAGAAGGGUUGUAUUCUGGUAGCCGUGGUCUAGUUGAACCUGAAUUGACUGAAACCACACUUUAUUGGAGCGCCGGUUGUGAACUCAUUCACCAAUUCAAAUUAUUCUUAUUCUGCCGCAAAAAGUUGUCCAAAAAAAAAAGAAUUUAGGGGUAAAAUAGGAAUAUACAAAAAAUUGAAUUUUAAUUAAUUUGAUACAUUAAAUUGCCACGAAUGUAGAAGAAAUAUUAUGAAGGCCAGCAUUCCAUUGAAGUGUGGUUUAAAAUUCUAGUUGAGACUUGGGUUAAAUCAAGGUUUAAUCAUCAGAAGACCACCCAAACUGUUUGGUAUAGACAUCUUUUAUAUCAAUUGACCAAAGAUCUUCUUUUGGCCUAACGUUAAUAGUAAUACUUUGUCAUGGAAGUGCUCUAUUCAAUAAAAUGUGAAAAACUUA